Molecule: messenger RNA, 2997 nt
Organism: Salvia miltiorrhiza (redroot sage)
Lineage: Eukaryota; Viridiplantae; Streptophyta; Magnoliopsida; Lamiales; Lamiaceae
Product: putative late blight resistance protein homolog R1A-10
Exons: 3
Coding region: 156-2717 (853 amino acids)
Biological process (GO): defense response to other organism
Molecular function (GO): ADP binding
Source: RefSeq, a predicted model, not a curated record
AAUUAAGUAAGUAGCCAAAUUAAUUUCCCAAAAGUCAAAGAAUAAGUGAUGGGGUUUUAAUCCUCAAAUUAACAACUUACAAUGUAAACGUAUGUACAAACUCUUCAUCUGUUGAGGUUCAGCAAUCGAUUGAGAGAGAGAGGGAGAGCUCCAAAAUGGAAGCAGUGGAACUCCUUCUAGAUAAGCUCCAGCAGCUAUGUCUGUACCAGGCACAUUUGAUCAAGGACUGUAAGGACGACGUGGAGAAUCUGGAGAAGAAUCUCCAACUUGUGAAAGCCUUUCUGAAAGACUCCUCCGGCAAGAAGCAGCAAACGCUAGUCCUCCAAAUACGCGAUUUGGUUUACGAGAUGGAGGACAUCAUCGACGCCUAUGUAACAAAUGCUGCAACCAACAAGUCCAAGAGCUUCUUCAGCAGAGUAGUUUUGGCUAAGCCGCCGGUCAACCUCCUCGGCGUUGACCAAAGAUUCCAGUCACUCCUCCGCCAGAUCGAAACUUUCAGGGAUGCCUCUUCCACCACCUCUCUUGUUCAACACCCCAAACAGGAACCCCCGAUUAGAGACAAUUUAGUGGUGGGUUUGGAAGAUGUGACAGAAGAAGUAAAAAGUUAUCUGACUGAAGAAACUAAUGAGCUUGAUGUGAUCACCAUCGUUGGUAUGCCUGGAAUAGGCAAGACUGCACUCGCAUGGAAGACUUAUGCUGAUCAUGAUGUCAUUAAUGAAUUCCCUAUCCGUAUAUGGAUCGAUGUAUCGAGUGAGUUCACGAUGAAGGAAGUCUUUUUUGCCAUUUUGAAGCACAUCCCCUCGCUCGCAGACGAUAUUAAUGACAAAAAUGAGGUCGAGUUAGCCCAACUUGUUGCUAAAUAUCUAAAGGACGGACACUUCUUGAUUGUCAUGGACGAUGUGCUUUCAACUGAUGAUUGGGAUAAACUCCAAUUUGCUCUACCAAAGUCCAUUAAGAAGGGGAAAGUCUUGAUCACCAGUUGUAAUGAGAGUGUAGCUUGGUAUGCUAGCAAAUACAGGUCUCCUCUCAGGGUGCGUUUCUUGAAUCCUAGUGAGAGUUGGUCCCUACUUCGAGUUAAGGUUUUCGGUAAUCUUGAAUGCCCCACCGAAUUGGAAGACAUCGGAAGACUGAUUGCGGACCAGUGUGAAGGGCUGCCACUAGCAAUAGUGACUGUGGCACGUGCUCUUCUGGAAGGCAACUUGUCAUCUUCAACUACGAUAAGGGUGUGGACUAAAGUUUGCUCGCGAGUCCCUCAAUACACUAGUAACAUAUUUCAUCUUAACCUGCCUUACCAGUUGCGGAUGUGCUUUCUCUAUUUUGGGAUGUUUCCAUCCGACUUUGAGAUCCCAGCGUGGACACUGAUAUGCAUGUGGAUUGCAGAAGGAUUUGUACAACCCCGGGGAAGUGUCAGCUUGGAGGAAACUGCGGAAUCCUACUUAAAGGAUCUUGUUAGUAGGAACUUGGUUAGAGUCGAGAAGAUCAAGAGCAAUGGUAAAAUUAAAUCAUGCCGCAUUCAUGGCAUGCUACACGAGUAUUGCAGAAUUGAAGCUGGAAAAGAAGGGGUCCUCCAGCAAGUUCAGUUUAGUGAUGGGGAUUUUGAUCCUCCCAUCUCUGACCUGUCAAGCUGUUAUCGCCUUUGUAUUACUUCCAACAUCUUGGAUUUCCUUGCUUGCAAACCUUCUGGUCCUCGCGUCCGUUCCUUUGGUUUCUCCCAUGAUGAAGUUUGCUUACCUCUAGCGGAAAUUUCCACCAUCCCUGAAGCUUUCAAACAACUCAGAGUUUUAGCUGUUCCCAUCAAAUUUACCAAAAUCCCAAGUGACAUGUACCGAUUGGUCCACCUGAGGUUCCUCACUUUGUCCUCUGAUUUAGCUGUUCUUCCUGCUAGCCUUUCCAAGCUUUGGAGCAUACAAACUCUUACAGUCAAUACCACUAGUUGCACCCUUGAAAUGAAAGCAGAUAUUUGUCAAUUCACUCAGUUAAGGCAUUUUAAGACGAAUGUUUGUGCUACUUUGGCCACGACUGCUAAACAUGGCAAAGAAGGUGAAAACCUUCAAACUCUAGCCACGGUUUCACCUGCAAGCUGCACGAAAGAAUUUUUUGCCAGAGCUUGUAAGUUGAAGAAGCUGGGCAUUCGUGGGAAACUAUCCUUGUUUUUGGAUGGAGAGAUUGGAUCAUUUGAUUGUUUGGGUGAACUGACUUGUCUUGAAAAUCUGAAGCUACGAAAUGACGUACCAGAAGGUCAACUGCGUAGGCUUCCCCCGGCCAAUAAAUUUCCACCAAGUCUGAGGAACCUAACAUUAGCUGAUACACAGCUUGAUUGGAGUGAAAUGCGUAUCCUAGGGUUGCUUAAGGGGCUAGAGGUGCUCAAGUUGAAAUGCAACGCAUUCAAGGGAGGGAAAUGGGUAACAGAUGAUGGAGGUUUUGAGCAUCUUGAAUCCCUGUACAUUGAAGAUACAGAUUUAGUUGUUUGGGUAGCUUCCGCCCAUCACUUUCCCAGGCUUACAACUCUUGAGCUGCGGAGAUGUGAAAAACUAGAUCAAAUUCCAAUUCAGCUAGCUGAUAUACCAACCCUCCAGUUUUUGGAAUUGUACGAUAGUAGACAUGCAGCCGCUUCUGCCAUUAGGAUACGUGACGAGAUUCAAGAACACAUGCAUGAACAAGGGCCGGGGAGGAACGCCACCAAAUUCACGCUCUCCAUUUACCCGCCCACUGAAUGACCACCGUUGCCACUUGUCAGAUGUCACUCAGAAGUUUCCAAAGAGAUUAUGGAAGAUGCCUGCGUGGGAAUCUUCUCGACAAAUCUCGUAAACUAGCUUCAGUAGUUGAAUAAAUGUUGUACUUUUGUUGUUUUCCAUUAAGAAUGUUGUUUAUUGCACCCUGCCUCUCUUACCCUGUUGGUUUGAGGUAAUAAUCAUGUUGACUUGGACAUUUUAGUAUUUUUCAGUGACUUUCGUUUGAACACGAAAUGGUAGAAUUUGGGUGAAUACGUUUCGUAGA